This is a messenger RNA of Aspergillus nidulans FGSC A4, 1464 nucleotides long. Its product is annotated as putative MFS transporter. Gene Ontology annotation, biological process: transmembrane transport. The transcript has 3 exons. Bases 1 to 1464 code for a protein of 487 amino acids. Gene Ontology annotation, cellular component: membrane. Gene Ontology annotation, molecular function: transmembrane transporter activity. Lineage: Eukaryota; Fungi; Ascomycota; Eurotiomycetes; Eurotiales; Aspergillaceae. The record is from RefSeq and is a predicted model, not a curated record.
AUGAGCCAAUUCCCAGCAUCAACCGUGGUCAACGGAGCAGACCUAGAGAGCAAUAAUCCGCAUGUGGUGGACUUCGACGGCCCAGACGACAAGGACAUCCCACUCAAUUGGCCUCUGCCGCGGAAGAUCUGGGUAACUUCGGCCGUGGCCAUCCUGAACCUGAUUGGAACGGUAGCCAGCAGCAUCUUUGGAACUGGAAGCGAGGAGUUCAGUCGGGAAUUUCGAAUCAGCCAUGAGGUUGCUGUGUUGGGGACGACGCUGUUUCUCGCGGGCUACAUCUUCGGCUUUCUUGCCUUUGGUCCCCUCUCCGAGCGCUUCGGUCGCAAAUGGCCCAUGUUGCUAGGAAUCACCAUCUCCUCGCUUUUCGACAUAAUGUCUGAGGCAGGCGAGAACGUCGCAACCGUACUUAUCGGCCGCUUCUUCGGCGGUCUCUUUGGAGUAGCGCCAGUCGCUAUCUUUGGAGGUAUUGUAAGCGAUUGCUGGCCUAUCUCCCAACGUGGGAAUGCCAUGGCGCUGGCUGUGUCGCUGGUAUUCUCCGGCCCUACUUUCGGCCCGGUGUUGGGAGGGCUCAUUAUGGGUUCGGGGUCGCCGGUGCUCAACUGGAGGUGGACUAUGUGGAUGGUUGUUAUCGUAGGACUUGGUGCUUCGGUGCUCUGUGUUUUCGUCUUUCCGGAGACGUUUCCGCCUGUAAUUCUGAGGAAGAGGGCAAGGGCCUUGCGUAGGAAGACUGGGAAUGCGAAUUUCACGACGGCGUCGGACAAGGAUGGUCUUAAUAUACGGGACAUUGCUAGGUUUUACCUCAUUCGACCCUUUUGGCUAUUCACUACGCAACCUAUCCUCGCUCUCCUAACACUAUACCAGUCCUUCGUAUACGGAGUUCUCUUUCUCUUCUACCAGACCUAUCCCGUCGCCUUCGGUGAAGACCGCAGCUGGCCCACGAGCCUAAAAUACGUGCCUCUCCUCGCACUUAUCGUAGGCGUCUUCGCCGGCUCCCUGGGCAUCAUCAUCACCAAUCAAAUCUACACCCGUCACCACAGCCACACCCCUGAUGGCGUCUACAUCCCCGAAAGCCGUCUUCCACCCAUGAUCGUCGGCGGGGUUAUGGUCCCCAUUGGGAUGUUCUGGUUCGCCUGGACAGCUUCGUCCAUAUUUAUAUCUUGGGCCAGCCCCGUUUGCGCGAGUUUCCUAACCGGCUGCGGCAUGUACUUGCUGUUCAUCCAGGGGUUUAACUAUAUUAUCGACUGCUACACUAGCAUGGCCAACAGUGCGAUGGGCGUGAAUGGCUCGAUGAGGAGUAUUUUUGGGGCCGCUUUCCCGCUCUUCGCCAACCAGGUGAUUGAAAGGCUCGGUGUCGCGAAAACAACUAGUAUACUUGGAUGCGUUUGUGUAGCAUUAGUUCCUGUCCCAAUUUGCUUUUGGUUCUGGGGGGAGAGGAUACGGGCUUGGUCGUCAGCGAAGGUCUAG